AUGCCGGUGGCAGAAACAUCUGCUGCAGGAUGCUCGAGGUCGAAUGGCCAAGCUUCGUAUUCGGCUUCUGAUGUCAAGGUGCAGGGCAGUCCCACAGUGGGAGGCGAAGGUGACAGCUCGCACAUGCAGGACACCGAAUACAACUUGAACGACCCGAAGGCUAUGAAGCAGUUUAUCCUCGAUUCAAAGACGGCCUUGGUGCGCGCGGAGUACUUGUGGUACCUCCUUCAGGAGGGGAGAGCGUUGCCGCGCCGGCAGGAAGUAGAGCUCGACAACUUCCCAGACCUCAGCGGCGACAGACAAACUGCGCUGGUUACCCCGGCAGAAAUCGAGCAAUGGCAGUCCGAGAAUGAUGCCUUCAUCAUGGCAGUGAGCCACUGCUGGGAGACGAAGCAGCAUCCUGACCCCACCAACUACCAAGUGCAACACAUAGCAAACUUCACGGGCCUGCACUACAGCAGAUACUGCAAGCCAAUUUGGCUCUUCUACGACUAUGUAAGCCUGUUCCAAUACAAGCGCGAAACUGCGGAACAGGACGAGUGCUUUGGCCGGGCACUGUCGAACAUCUUCCUGUUCUAUGCGCACGAGUGCACAUACACCUUGCGUAUAGAGUCCCUCACACCGAAAAGCACGCUGGUGCAGAACGCAGACAGCAGCAUUGUUGUUUAUGACAAGCCGAGUGACUCUGUCAAGCCUGUGCCGCUGCGCGAGCUGGAUGCAAAUCGAAAUUCGUACCUGGAGCGUGGAUGGUGCCGAUCGGAGCUCGAAUGGUCGAGCACCAAAACCCAAACCGACAGAAACCUGAGAAUCGAUGGUGGGCAGGACGGCAACAGGGCUGAAACUGCACCAAAACCCCCCACUCCCCCUAGCAUCUUUCGAAAGAGCCUCGAGCAGCUUCACUUCACGCAGAAGAAGGCAGACUUCGAAAAAGUAGCCCAGCUACAUGAGAACGUCUACAAGCAAAAGGUGCACAGCUGCAAGAUUUUGCGGCUGGAAAACCUUCGGUCGAAGGAGAUGGCAGCGUUUGCGAAGUGGCUCCAUAACUACAAAUGCCUAGAACAACUCGAUCUUGUCUACGCAGAGCUCAGCGAAGACGAGCUGGCCGAAGUGGCUCAGGCCACGGCGAACAACACUGGGGCAAAGCAAGUGAUGUUGAGACCCGCGAAUGCUGCAAGCGCUGUCACCUUUGCGAAGGCGUUCGCCAACGCGAAGGACAUGUCCGUGAUCCUCGAUCUACGCAGGGAUUUCUUUGAUGCUGACGGUUUUGAGAAGGACGUGCUUCACCACAUCGAGGCUCUCGCAGGAGCGCUGAAGGUCAACACGAGCAUCAAAGAAGUCGAUCUUGCGGGGAUGGAAUUGAACCCUCGUGACACGACGGCUCUUGCCGCAGCAUUGGCUUCAAACAAGCACAUCGCAACACUCAGCCUUGGAACACGGGACAACACUGGUGGAUUCGAAGAUGGAGCGAAGGCCUUGGCAGAUGCAUUGAAGGUGAACAAAACCCUCACCAAGCUGGAGCUGACUGGCGCCAAUGGUGACGACGUCGAGGCAAUCGCCGGAGCGCUCGCUGUGAACACAGGAAUCACACACUUGUCCCUGAGCAGUGGCAAGUACGGGAUCGGUGCUCGUGGAAUGGAGGCUCUGGUUGCGGCGUUGACAGUCAACACCUCUAUCAUUGAGCUGAAGUUAAAGAUUAAGCGCACGUGUCGAACCUUCAGACCUGCGUACAAAGAGGAGUACAUGGAACAAGCUCGGCGGGACCAAGAAGCAUGGCAGGGGGAGGAGCAGGCGAAGGAGCAAAUCGAGCGCCUGUUGGAACGGAACAGGCGGCAAUCUAAGGUGCCAUCCGAAGUCGAAGCACAGCCUCGAGCACGUGCAGUCGAAACGGAGAGACCUGAGCCAAUCCUGAAGGCUGAGAUCUUCAUCGGCCGCCAUCUUGACAAGGUCUUGGCCGAGGUGUUGAAGUUCAACACAUUCGUCAAAGCGAUCCGUCUACCAUGGCGUUAUUCCAAACAUUUCCGUGUGUUCGAUGGUUGGGAGGCCCUGACCCGCGUGCUGCGGGUCAACACUUCCAUCACUGAGCUCACCACCGACCGCGAAUCCUGGGAGGGUAUCGGUCCUCUUCGGUGUACGGACGUUCCGGUUGAAAAUAGGAUCCUCUUCUGCUGCCUGCAGCGAAAUCGGCUGGGCCAGGCCAGCCCGAACCUUCGGGCGUGUUUUGCUGCGGAAGACGGCGACGUUGAAGAGCUGCAAACCCUGCUGGAGGAGAGCACACCGGAGUUCCCUCAGAGAACGGGGACGGAGACAAAGCUGGACCGCACCGUGGCGAACGACUCUGGCAUGUCUCCGGUGCAUUUUGCCGCAAAGGGUGGCCGCAUGGACGUACUGAAGGUCGUACAAGAGGCUGCCUGCGACCUCGAGGUGUACACGAAAGAGGGCGACACGCCCCUGAGUCUGGCCGUGCAGGGAGGUCAGACUGCAGUCGCACAUUUCUUGCUGAGUGCCCGGGUGGACCCCAAUGCCGCCGUGGGCGAGAUGCGCGACAUGCGCGUCCUGGACCUGGCGGAGUGCAACUUCCAGGAGUACUUCAAGGAGGUGCGUUUCGACUCGAUGUACCCGGACAUCUUCAAGGCCAAUAUCCGCUAUGGUGCUCAAAGAGAUUGGCGAAGGAGGUUUCCUGCGUGCGCUCUGGAAAAUCGACGACAUGCCGCUCAGCUUUGUAGCCUUUUCAUGCGCAUAGCACAUCCGGAGCUUGCAAAAGAAAUGACAGAGGUAUUGAAGAAACUAGAAGGGAUGACCACUGACCAUGAAACGACAGAGCAACGGCAACAGCAAGUACAACAGCAACAGCAUGAUCUCCUCCUUUUGCUCCUCCUCAUCCUCGUCCUUUCCCCACUGCUGCUG
This is a messenger RNA of Symbiodinium sp. CCMP2592, 2904 nucleotides long. The record is from the annotation of a GenBank genome assembly. NCBI's taxonomy places the organism in Eukaryota, Dinophyceae, Suessiales, Symbiodiniaceae.